AGCUCCCUCUCCAUACUAGCACUUUGGGAAUUGUUUUGCUUAUACGGCACGAUUUGAUGGUCAGCUAACUUUGAGUGAUGGGCCCCAAGUCCAAUCAGACCAGGGAAGAUGAUCCUGCCGCUAUUCCCUACCGACUGCAAGGGACAUUCCCGCUGGAGUUCCAGAACCGAGCAGGUAAGCAACAUUUCUUAGGAGAGGAGAAUCAUUCUCUGCGUAUGAGCAAGAACGGCAAGUACUUGGCACUCUUGACCAGGAUCUUCCAGGAAGCAGAGUAUGAAGUAUUGGGGCUAAAGAGAGCCAGCCAGCCGAACGAAGGCCUACCGUAUGAACGCGCUCGAGAACCGCACAGCACCCUCCGGGGAGAAAAUUUGGUGGUAUGGAAAAUACGUAGGGCAGUCAGGCACGCCAGCUACUCUAGGAGGACAUCUAAAUACAAGGCUCUAUUUCAGGGAAGUGUUGUCCUCUCUUCAUCAGAGCGGAUAAUGUCGACUCCUUCGGACCUCCCUCUCCUGCGUCCAAUUCCCCGUCGCCCACAAACAAUCGAGACGGCUUCCCCAUCCCCCUCUCCCAAUGCUACUCCAUCGCCCCUCCUAUCUUCCCCAGAUAAUCUCGCAUCACCGGCGGAUAGCCUCUCUCCCACAGAAUUCAGACCCCCAAAGCGCACCAAGUCUGCAAUCGCCUUAACCUCGUCUACACUCUUCGGAAUCUAUUCCCUCUCUGACGAUGCAAACAAGGACACUGAGCCCUCUACUCCUUUCCUAUCUCGCAACUCGUCUGUCCUUGAUAUGGCCGACCUCGACAUUAAGAAGGUAACUCCAUCUCAUGUGCCCGUGAAGCAUACUCGGAAGGAUCCAGUUCCGUGGUACGAGGUCGCUAUGAGGGGCAUGGCCCUAUUCGCUUUCGGCGUUGCAUACGGCGCUAUUGUUACCGAUUUGCACAAUUCCAAGAAAUUCUCCCCAUCUACGGUAGAUAUCGAUCGGUACAAUCCGAGGUAUCUCGUCCAGUGGGGAUUGGCGGGUGUGGUGUUGGGUUCGUUGUUGCCGUGGUUAGAUGGAAAGGAUACGGGUAAUGGGAGCAUUGGAGCAAAAAUUGAUUGGGAUCCUGCGGUCAGAAGUAUCGGUGCUUUUGUCGGCAUUGCCUAUGCUAUUAGGAAGCUCCCUUGGCAAUCAACCCUACAGGUUAGCGUAUCGCUCUCGUUCGUGAACCCAUUUUUGUGGUAUCUCAUUGAUCGCACUCGCGUCGGCUUCUGGCUUUCUGCGGCUGUCGGAAUUACUGGGACAGUUUUCCUUUUGCAAACCAAUCCGGAGAUGAUCCAGACCCCGGAAACCAUCUCUUUCCCGGACGAGAGCAAGAUUGCGGGAUCAGUUUCCGUUGAGAGCUUUGGCGUUACGGUUUGGAUCGCAAGCGUUUUGUUUUGCAGCUGUGUUUGCUUUGGUAAUGUUGGGAGGAGGUUUGCCUCUAUGGAGAGGAAUGGCUAAUCGGGACGGGGUAUGAAUCAUUGCGCAACAAUGACUAUUUGAAAGCGAGCAGCUGACGGUUGGGUGGAAUGGGUGGAUGGGGUAAAUGUUUGGCGUAU
Tuber melanosporum (Perigord truffle) is the source of this 1576-nucleotide messenger RNA. RefSeq lists its product as uncharacterized. The transcript is spliced from 6 exons. The coding region runs from base 78 to 1478 and encodes 466 amino acids. NCBI's taxonomy places the organism in Eukaryota, Fungi, Ascomycota, Pezizomycetes, Pezizales, Tuberaceae. The record is from RefSeq and is a predicted model, not a curated record. Gene Ontology annotation, cellular component: endoplasmic reticulum. Gene Ontology annotation, biological process: sterol biosynthetic process.